CUCAAAGGGCGAAAGCAAAAACAGCAAAAAAGGAAGAUGGCAAGCCGGUGGUUACUCUUCCUCCCAGGGCUUGUGGUGGUGUGUGCCGUGCACGGGAUAUUUAUGGACAGACUUGCCUCCAAGAAGCUGUGUGCAGAUGACGAGUGUGUCUAUACUAUUUCUCUGGCCAGAGCUCAAGAAGAUUACAAUGCCCCAGACUGUAGAUUCAUUAAUGUCAAAAAAGGGCAGCGGAUCUAUGUUUACUCAAAGCUGGUAAAAGAAAAUGAAGCUGGAGAAUUUUGGGCUGGCAGUGUGUAUGGCGAUCAGCAGGAGGACGAGAUGGGAACCGUGGGUUAUUUCCCCCGCAACUUGGUCCAGGAGCAACAUGUGUACCAGGAAGCCACCAAGGAAGUCCCCACCACGGAUGUUGAUUUCUUCUGCGAGUAAGAAGUCAGACAAAUGGACAGAUAGAAAGGAAACACCAAAAAUAAAGAAAAAAGCAAAAACAA
This is a messenger RNA of Vicugna pacos (alpaca), 488 nucleotides long. It is a transcript of the gene OTOR, whose product is annotated as otoraplin. Gene Ontology annotation, molecular function: protein binding. NCBI's taxonomy places the organism in Eukaryota, Metazoa, Chordata, Mammalia, Artiodactyla, Camelidae. The record is from RefSeq and is a predicted model, not a curated record. Gene Ontology annotation, biological process: cartilage condensation.